CUUGACAGUGAAAAUUGUGGUGGAGGCUGUGAAGGAGCCCUGCCUGACCACCGCCCUGGCCGAGGUAUAAAACCCCUGUGCGUUGCUCGGCUCUGCACUUCGAAUCUAGCUCACGCAGCCAGUCCGACCUCAUCUCUAGCAUCAUGAAGGCUUUCGCUGUCCUCCUCAUGGCUGUUGCCUGCGCCAACGCCGCCUUCCUCCCCUACAACGCUGCCGUCGUUAAGUCGGACCAGGUUGGAGGCAACUUCGCCUACUCCGUUGCUGAGAACCAGGCCGCCGUGGUCGCCAGCCCCUACUUCGCUGCCGCCACCCCUUACUACGCUGCCGCCGCUGCCACCCCUUACUACGCCGGUGCCUACCAGCCCUUCGUCUACAACUACGCUGUCAAGCCCGCUGAGGCCGUCAAGGCUGCUGAGCCCGUCGAAGUCAAGGUUGAGGCCAAGUCCGCUGAGGUUAAGCCCGUCAGCUACAUCGCCGGUGCCUACCCCUAUGCCGCCUACCAGGCUUACCCCUACGCCGCCUACCCUGCUGCUUACAACUACGCUUACGGCGCUGCCUACCCCUACUCCGCCUACCCUUAUGCCGCCGCCACUUACGUCAAGGCCUAAGAGGUUGCUCUUGGAAAUGACUCCAGCUGACUGAUUUCACGUUUUUUGUUAUUACUUUUGCGCCGUUAAAGUUUUUGCAAUGUGUUCAUUUGAUCAAAAUUUCUUGUUGGAUGAUAAGCGGACAGAUUCCCCCAUUUUUCAAUAAAGUACAACACCUUCAUACAA
Molecule: messenger RNA, 773 nt
Organism: Neocloeon triangulifer
Lineage: Eukaryota; Metazoa; Arthropoda; Insecta; Ephemeroptera; Baetidae
Product: RNA-binding protein 14-like
Exons: 2
Coding region: 144-608 (154 amino acids)
Source: RefSeq, a predicted model, not a curated record